GAGCUGAGGGAAAUAGAGCAUCUGAGGCAAGGAGAAGCAAGAAUAGAGGAAAAAGACGUUGACAUUUACAUACCUCAAGCUGAAGAUAAGUGAAGAUCCCAUGAUGAAGGUCCUACCCAUUCUGACCAUGAUGCUACUCGGGGAGUCUGCCAUGGUGCUCAACGCCCUAAACUCCACCGAACCUAAACGGGUCUCUGGGAAGGUCAAGGACUUUCUUCAUUGUCCUGGCCAUUCUACCUGGUAUAAACUGGGGAACAAAUGUGUUAAGCACUUCAAGGAACAAUUGGACUUUCAAUCUGCUGAGGAUUUCUGCCACUCUCAAAAGAGCAAAGCUCAUCUGAUAUCAAUCCACUCUGCCCUGGAGAACGACAACGUGGAUGUUUUUGCUCAGAGGUUCAGCAGAAAUUCCCCUCGCAUCUGGCUUGGCGGUUUUACAGUAUCCAACCCUCUUCAGCCUCACCGCUACCUCUGGACUGAUGGGUCCCCCAUGAACUACUAUUCCUGGCUUCAGAACCCCAGGCAGCCAUCCGGUGAUGGACACUGCAUGGAAAUGAACUGGCAAGGAAAAGGGGAUUGGAAUGAUAAGCCGUGCAGCCAAACCAAUUACUUUCUGUGUGCCUUCAUACCUGGUGAAAGAGAGGAAACGAAAGGAGGAGAAGAAGAAGAGGGGACGGUGGAGAAAGGGAGGGGGAGGUUUAUCAUUUAAAGUAGAUGACAGAUGAGCAGUACAGCAGUAUAUACAACCUGUCAGAUACGCUUUGCAUUACAGCUUUCUCAGACAUCACGACACCAGGACCCUGUAAAAUGUUAGAGAAAACCCACUGCUCAAAGACUAAGCCUUUGUCAGCUAAAAGUUUUCACCAUCACAGUCAGUUUCAGUCCGCCCAAAGUAAGAUUUAAUGAAACAACUGAUUGUAUUAGAAACCUCUAAACACAUUGCAUUUGAGAAUUCUAUCUAGGCCUAUUGUCAGAAAAUAGUGUAACCUAAUCUAUUUUCAGGGGGAAUGGUGUUGAUAAAAUGCUGCUUGACUUGUUUGUACUAUGAAGGACUGUGCAUUGCUUGCCUAGCAAAUAAAAAAGGAAUACAAAAAUAUCUUCAUUAAUCAAUAAUCAUUGCAUGAUUUUCUUUUGUUGACCUGGCCUUAUUUAGCAACCAGAUGGGGACAAGGAGUCAAUACAUAACAAUACAGCCUCAUCUUAUUUAUAGAUGGAUAACCCACUGGGUUGACUUGACAGAUUUAGAAUUUAACCUACUACCUUUUCCAUUCGGUGCCCUAUUUGAGUAGUGUGCCCAAAACAGAGAGCAUGCAUGAUAUUUACUUUGCAUGUGUUUUUACGCAUGCUAUUGAUCAGAGAGAGAAAGAUUGAUCUAAACAUCAGCGCCACAGGCAACUUCCACAAAGCUGUGAACGAGCUAAGAGACAAGGCAAGAAGGGCCUUCUAUGCUAUCAAAAGGGGACAUCAAAUUCGACAUACUUAUUAGGAUCUGGCUAAAAAUACUUGAAUCAGUUAUAGAACCCAUUUCCCUUUAUGGUUGUGAGGUCUGUGGUCCGCUCACCAACCAAGUAUACACAAAAUGAGACAAACACCAAAUUGAGAGUGCAUUUAGAAUUCUGCAAAAAUAUCUCAUGUGUAAAAACGAAAAACACCAAAUAAGGCAUGCAGAGCAGAAUCAGGCCGAUACCCGCUAAUUAUCAAAAUCCAGAAAAGAGCCUUUAAAUUCUACAACCACCUAAAAGGAAGCAAUUCCCAAACCUUCCAUAACAAAGCCAUCACCCACAGAGAGAUGAACCUGGAGAAGAGUCCCCUAAGCAAGCUGGUCCUGGGGCUCUGUUCACAAACACAAACAGACCCCACAGAGCCCCAGGACAGCAACACAACUAGACCCAAACAAAUCAUGAGAAAACAAAAAAGCAUUAGCAUUGGAAAGAAUUAUUUAAAAAACAGAGCAAACUAGAAUUCUAAUUGGCCCUGAAACGAGAGUACACAGUGGCAGAAUACCUGACCACUGUGACUGACCUAAACUUAAGGAAAGUUUUGACUAUGCCUUGCUAUUGAGAAGGGCCACCAUAGGCAGACCGGACUCUCAAGAGAAGACAGGCUAGGUGCAACACUGCCCACAAAACCUCCUGACAAAUGUACAGUAUGACAAUAUUAGAGACACAUAUUUCCCUCAGAUUACACAGAUCCACAAAGAAUUCAAAAACAAACCCCAUUUUGGGUGAAAUAUUACUGUGCCAUCACAGCAGCAAGACUGCUCACAGGAAAAGGGCAACCAGUGAAGAACAAACACCAUUGUAAAUUCAACCCAUAUUUGUGUUUAUUUAUUUUCCCAAUUGUACUUUCACUAUUUGCACAUAGUUACAACACUGUACAUUUACAUAAUAUGACAUUUGAAAUGUCUUUAUUCUUUUGGAACUUCUGUGAGUGUAAUGUUUACUGUAAAUUUCUAUUGUGUAUUUCACUUUUGUUUAUUCUCUACUUUACUUGCUUUGGCAAUGUUAACAUAUGUUUCUCAUGCCAAUAAAGUCCAUGAAUUGAA
This is a messenger RNA of Salvelinus fontinalis (brook trout), 2542 nucleotides long. Its product is annotated as C-type lectin mannose-binding isoform-like. Lineage: Eukaryota; Metazoa; Chordata; Actinopteri; Salmoniformes; Salmonidae. The record is from RefSeq and is a predicted model, not a curated record. Gene Ontology annotation, molecular function: carbohydrate binding. The coding region runs from base 101 to 706 and encodes 201 amino acids. The transcript is spliced from 6 exons. Gene Ontology annotation, cellular component: external side of plasma membrane. Gene Ontology annotation, biological process: biological process involved in interspecies interaction between organisms.